AUGCAGUGGUUGCGUUUCCUCCUUCUGGGGCUGGUCUCGCGCUGCUCAUUCGCCACGGAGCAAGACGAGCAGGAUAUCAUGACGAACAUAGCUUGCUCGGUGUAUGACUUCAAGCUUCGGAAGCCCUUCAUAGACGUACCAUUGUCUGCGACCCUGAAGGGCUACUACCAAAAACUGCUGGACCGUGCAAAGGGGAUCUUCAGUCACGAGCCGAAGAAAAAUAAGAAAGAUUGCGAGAAAUGUGUCGACGGACUCGGCUGUUGGACCUGUCAGACUUUCGGGCUCGAAGGCCUGCCUGCCGAUGAAUUGGAGCUCCCUGUUUCUAGAAACAACCUGGAGGGUCCCUCGAUAAGAAUUUCUCCCGACAAUGUCGACCGAGCCGUAGAAUCAGUCGAAAAUGGAACCUUCUUGAAUAUCAUCGUUCACGGUUAUGGCGGAAGCGCUAAACAAGAGUGGAUUACGACUCUGAAAGAUAAAAUAUUGCAAUACGACAAACGGGCUGUGAUCACGAUCGAUUGGCAAGACGGGGCCGACUCAAAAGUGAAUUACAUGCAAGCCGUCCGCAAUAGUCAACUCAUCGGCCGACAGAUCGCUUCAUUACUCUAUCAGCUCAUGAACAGAACUUCCGGAGCGAUCCACAGCAAAAGAACACAUUUAAUCGGACUCGGGCUGGGAGCGCAGAUGGCGAUUUUUUUCUGGGAUUAUUUCAGGCUCAUCAGCGACAAUUACGUCAUAUCGAAGAUCACAGCCCUCGAUCCUUCCAAAGCAUAUUUUGAGGACUAUCGGCUACAUGUGAACACUUCGAUGGCUCGGUUUGUCGAAGUGAUUCACACUUCGGCAGGGAGACUCCCCUGGCUCUCCUACGGGAUGUCGAACCCCGUAGGGCACGUGGAUUUCUACAUGAACGGGGGCUCAUCCCCCCAGCCGGGCUGCGAGUUCGCCUCGUCCCAAGGCGCUGCUUGUUCGAGUUUGCGAGCAGCUCUCUAUUAUAUCGAGGCUGUGGAUCGCUCGACCAACUGUACAUUCGAUUCUUUCGCGUGUAUCGGCGGCCUGAACCAAUACCUGGCCGGGAACUGCGACGAGGACCCGGAUUACGAUAGUACCAUCACGUUGGAUCGCACGCAGAAGUCUAUAGGCCGUGGCGUACAAAUCGUGGAGACCAAUGAUCGAUCUCCGUUCUGCAAGCCCCAAGGGCUGCCCCCGGUGCGGCCCACCACAUCGCCCCCGACAUCGCCCGCGCCGAUGAAAGACCAGCUUUGAUCCUUGUUAACAGACUUCAGGCUCAUAGCUCAAAGAAAUGAGAACCGAGCUGGUUGAACUCUAGAUCGCGUUUCCGAGCCGAAUCUCGAGGCUUCACCGGACGAGACCCCAAUCAAAUCAUCAGUGAGAUCGAAUAAAGAA
Molecule: messenger RNA, 1401 nt
Organism: Galendromus occidentalis (western predatory mite)
Lineage: Eukaryota; Metazoa; Arthropoda; Arachnida; Mesostigmata; Phytoseiidae
Product: phospholipase A1 2
Exons: 5
Coding region: 1-1260 (419 amino acids)
Biological process (GO): lipid catabolic process
Molecular function (GO): lipase activity
Source: RefSeq, a predicted model, not a curated record